Iphiclides podalirius (scarce swallowtail) is the source of this 489-nucleotide messenger RNA. The record is from the annotation of a GenBank genome assembly. NCBI's taxonomy places the organism in Eukaryota, Metazoa, Arthropoda, Insecta, Lepidoptera, Papilionidae.
AUGGUUCCGUUUUCACCGAUUCAUUUACGGAACCCUAAAACGCUCCACUGUACUUCACGCCUGGGGCUGAGGGUGGUCACCUGCCGUGACGGUUGCGCUGCGGCCCGGAAACCGAGCUGUCACAGCUCUGAUGCUGAAAUGACGAUGAUAAGUCUCCCAGUCGCCAGCUCUCUACCAAUAUCCUCAACGACCGAUCGUCUAGUCGAGAGCGAGCUGGUUCCCGCGGCGAAAUCUAUUUCUGUGCGCUCCCACAAAGGAGGACGCACCAACCAGGAAAGCUUGCAGGGCCCGUCUCUAUUCAAGCCGCACAUUGACAAAUACCUUUCGGAAUACACAGCACCAAACAAACGGACAAACAUGAACAAGCAAAGCCGGGGGGCACGCACCGUGGUGGAAGGCGGCUUCCUUGCUCGCAGCGACAUGUACGCGCGGUCCAUCGUGACGCCUGUACACAACAUCGUCCACCCGCGUCGCCCGUUACACCGACAC